AUGGUGACGACGAUGAUGGCGUACAGGAAAGUGCCGGUCCAAUUGGGUGUGGAUCGUUGCGCAGAUCUGGGUGCUUCUCCAAGACUCGGUGCCCUCCUUUGCCAGGCAGCAUAUUCCCAGCUGCUGCAGACUGACCUUUUACCUUACCAGUGCCCUGAGGAACCUGAAGGUGACCAAGAAGAGAAGGCAGACGACAAAGCAGUCUGUAUGUUUGUGAACACCCGGAGAAAAAUGGAGGACAAACAUUUGGCUUUAGCCGAGUUCAACCAGCUCUUUGGAAUUCAGGAUGAUGUAGAUCGUGCUUACUAUGCUGUGUUUGAUGGCCAUGGAGGGGUGGAUGCAGCAACCUACGCUUCCACUCACCUCCAUGUUGUUCUAAGUAAACAGGAGAUGCUGCAGAGUGAUGCAACCACAGCCUUUAAAACAGCCUUCAAACGCACAGAUGACAUGUUCAGAAACAAGGCCAAGAGAGAGCGUCUCCGGAGUGGCAGUACAGGAGUGGCAGUACUGAUCCAGGAUCAAGAGCUGACUGUUGCUUGGCUGGGAGACUCUCAGGCAAUACUGGUCAGAGAUGGGCAUGUUGUUAGACUCAUGGACCCACAUAAGCCAGAGAGAGAGGAUGAGAAACAGAGAAUUGAGGAUCUUGGAGGCUGCAUUACUUUCAUGGGUUUCUGGCGUGUUAAUGGCACAUAUGCUGUAUCGAGAGCCAUAGGUAAGUCAGUCCCAACUCACAAAACCACAGAAAUGUAGAUGUGAUUUGACUGGCUGUAUCAUAUAGUAGUUCUCAAAGUGUGACCUUAAUUGACCUCCACUGCUACAUAAACUGAGGUUGCUCAUGUUAACUGAAAGUAAACGACAAACUUGGUUCCAAAAAAAGUUGAAACAGUGUGUAAAUUGUAAAUUAAAAGGGAAAUCUAAUGAUUUGCAAAUCUCAUUAACUCAUAUUUGCAAUCGGUGUUUAGAUAUUUAGA
Neolamprologus brichardi is the source of this 971-nucleotide messenger RNA. Lineage: Eukaryota; Metazoa; Chordata; Actinopteri; Cichliformes; Cichlidae. The record is from RefSeq and is a predicted model, not a curated record.